AUGAAUCAAAUGUUGAAACCUGAACGACAAUGUUUGGAACGCAUUGCAAAUUAUAAUACAAUGAAAUUCUAUAAUAACGGUGCUAGCAUUCUGCAGUGUUAUCGACAACGGUUACCAUCAACUGUUUUACAAGACUUUUUAUUUCUUGGAAAUUUUGAUCACGCUUGUGACGUUGAACAACUACGUUCACUUGGCAUCAAACAUAUUUCGAAAGUAUGCAAUGAAUCAUUAAAUGAGACGAUAUUAAAUAACUUUAAUGUAUGUCACGUUAAUUUACGUGAUUUAGUUGAAACAAAUAUUAAAGAACAUUUUCAAUUAACAAAUGAUUUUUUGCGAAUGUGUUAUUUGAAAAACGAAAAAGUCUUGUGCCAUUGUCAUGCAGGAAUAUCACGUAGUGCUACAGCCUAUCUGAUGAAAUAUUUGAGGGUGAAAUUUGAGCAAGCCUAUUAUUAUCUAUCGGAAAAACGAAUCAUUAUUUGUCCAAAUAUUGAUUUCUUAACACAAGUUGUUGAGUACGAGCACGAUCUUUUAAAAGACAUCUCAAAUCAAAAUGAUAAUAAUUAA
Didymodactylos carnosus is the source of this 564-nucleotide messenger RNA. The record is from the annotation of a GenBank genome assembly. NCBI's taxonomy places the organism in Eukaryota, Metazoa, Rotifera, Eurotatoria, Philodinida, Philodinidae.